Suillus paluster is the source of this 969-nucleotide messenger RNA. RefSeq lists its product as uncharacterized. The coding region runs from base 130 to 810 and encodes 226 amino acids. The record is from RefSeq and is a predicted model, not a curated record. The transcript has 4 exons. NCBI's taxonomy places the organism in Eukaryota, Fungi, Basidiomycota, Agaricomycetes, Boletales, Suillaceae.
GGGAUAUUCCAUAGACUCGGAUGUGCUUGAUGCUAAGCACAAUUGGGUGCAACGCGUCAGUCACGUGCAUGUAGUUGUCAACACGCGUUCUCGGGGAAGGUGUCUUUUCAACGACGACCUGUAUGUGAGAUGGCGAACAUGCGGCGUGCGAUGAGCGUGCGCAACUACGUAAGACCAACUCUUGCACUAGCUGCAGAUGAUCUCGGCAUGCUUCGAGAGGGGGACGAAGCUAUCGAAGAUGUAUUGCGACGGCAACUCCUAGACAAAGAUCGCGAAAAUGAUAAGCUUCAAUCGACAAUAUUGACGCUACAACAACAACUUGCUCUGAGGCCACCCAUAGAAAGGAUCCAGGAGCUGGAGAAGGAAUACAAGAACCUGGAUCUGAUUCUGCAGGGAACGCAGAGAGAGAAUGAAAGAUGUAUGUCAGAACUGGACAGGGUGAAGAUGAGGGAGAAAAUGUUGGAGCAAGCCUUGGCCAAACUCGUGGGCGAGAAUUGGCAGACUGCGCUCGACAUAGCGCCAUCUUCAUCAACAUUUGCAGCUCGUGCUGUCAUGGGAUCCGUCUUUUCUCGAGGGACGCCUACACCUCAGUCGGGCAAUCCUGAUUCUACACCUGCGCCCGUCUCUCAGGCGGCAGUUGAAGCCACGUUAACGCAGGUGGAACAGAUUCGCCUUCUUGUCCUCGGUAUGGAGCAGCGCAUGCAGAACAGGGAGGAGAAGCUCGCGAAGACAAUUGAGCAUGCUGAAGCGCAAGAAAUCAAGUGCGAUGCGUUGAAGAAGGAGGUGAUGGCCACAAAAGUGGCUGUAUGAUCUACGCUGCGUGUCUGUUUUUCCGUGAUUCCUUGUUUCUUCUUUGUUGCAUAUUUGUACCACAGGACUCGGAGCAUCAUUAUUCACACAUAUCCAUCUGUAUGUUUUUACCAUCCAGUCUCUUCAUAUGAAAUUACUAGUUCAGACGACCUUGCCUGA